GAUAGCUCAAGAGAAACAAGACCAGCUGGCCUGGUAUAAUUUGAGAAGAUGGCAGAUAUAACGUCCCUCCCGGCGUUGCGAGCCACCCUAUGUAACGAGCCAGCAUCAGACAUUUUGGUCUUCAACAUUUUACAACCCAAUCGCAUUGACAUAGGACUGGUGUCAUGUUCAGCAGCAGAUUUUCCUUCAUCUUUACGUGUGACUCACGAUGCAAUAUCGUCUGCUGUAAUGUUGUCGUGUUGAAUUUAGUCUCCUUCAAAAAUCCGACCUCCGUCGUCGAUCGCAGAUUGCAUUUCCUACAUCCCCUCCAAUUUUCAAAUAUCCUGCUCGUUGCAUUACUCUAUGCUUUAAGUGCAUCUUGUAUUUGUCUCUUUACUGGCCGAUUGGUGCUGUUCGAUCCCGAGCACUCCCGUUCGUGUCCAUGGCGAAGUCGAUGCAACGACGCCAUUGCUGAGUCAUGCAGUGCUUUUGUGCUAGCGAGCGCGCCACAUCUUGCGCCUCGUCGUAUGUGGUUCUCCACGUCUAGGGCCACGGCUUGUGGUUUCCACACUAGCUGCGCAUUAUAUUCGAAAUCGCGCUAACUUUCCGUUCUAGAAGGCUCUCUUAGCUAUCUCAACCAACUAGCAGGUAUAAGAAGAGUGAUCACCCUGUACCCUCUUUAGAGAGAAAUCAGAAGGGAAGAA
This is a messenger RNA of Dissoconium aciculare CBS 342.82, 683 nucleotides long. RefSeq lists its product as uncharacterized. The transcript has a single exon. NCBI's taxonomy places the organism in Eukaryota, Fungi, Ascomycota, Dothideomycetes, Mycosphaerellales, Dissoconiaceae. The record is from RefSeq and is a predicted model, not a curated record. The coding region runs from base 165 to 581 and encodes 138 amino acids.